CGUUCCCGGGCAAAGGAUCAAAAUGGCUGCUCUCAAGUCGAAAACCGCUUUUGGAAGUUUGAAAGAGGAGAGUGAAUCGACCCCUCGUAGAAUGAUCCUUGGAGAUCUCAAUGGCGCUCCAAAUGCGCAAGAAGAUCCCGCCUCGAAUAAAAUACGAAAAAAGUCUACUCUCGGCCCCGUUAGAAGCCCUCGUCCCCGGAGGCGUUCUAGUCUAAUCCCUCAACUAUCUCCGAUGAACAAGGAGGCUACAAAAAACGACCCCUCAACCAAGCGUUCGCCAAAGAAAUCCAAGCGGAAUUCUCUACUCACAGCUUUAACUACCAGUAGGAUGCGGCCUUCUCUACUAAAAAUCGGAGUGGAAACACCGACGAGCUCGAAGCCUUCAUGGAA
Molecule: messenger RNA, 390 nt
Organism: Acaulospora colombiana
Lineage: Eukaryota; Fungi; Glomeromycota; Glomeromycetes; Diversisporales; Acaulosporaceae
Source: the annotation of a GenBank genome assembly